Messenger RNA from Besnoitia besnoiti, 816 nucleotides. RefSeq names its product putative prohibitin. Lineage: Eukaryota; Apicomplexa; Conoidasida; Eucoccidiorida; Sarcocystidae. Gene Ontology annotation, cellular component: mitochondrion; membrane. The record is from RefSeq and is a predicted model, not a curated record. The coding region runs from base 1 to 816 and encodes 271 amino acids. The transcript has 3 exons. Gene Ontology annotation, biological process: mitochondrion organization.
AUGGCAGAGAGGUUGCUGACCACGAUCGGCCGUGCCGGCAUUUUCCUCGGCUCUGCGGGCUUCGUUGCCUCUUCUUGUCUCUACGAUGUUGACGGCGGUCAGCGGGCGGUGAUGUUCAACCGCUUCGGCGGCGUGGCGAAGAAGCCGAUUGGCGAAGGCAUGCAUUUGUAUUUUCCGUGGUUCCAAGUCCCCUUUCUGUACGAUGUGCGCAUUCGCCCUAAGGUGAUCAACACGACAACGGGUACUCGCGACCUGCAGAUGGUCUCCGUCGGGCUGCGACUCCUCUACCGCCCCAUGGAAGACCGGCUGCCCACGAUUCACCAGACACUGGGUCCUGACUACGACGAGCGCGUGCUGCCGUCGAUUGGAAACGAAGUGCUCAAGGCCGUCGUCGCUCGCUAUGACGCUGAGAGUCUCCUCACGCAGCGCGACAAAGUCUCCCACGACAUCCGCGACGCCAUCACCAACCGCGCCCGCCAGUUUGACCUCGUCCUCGAUGACGUCGCUAUCACGCACUUGAGCUACGGAAAGGAGUUCUCCAAGGCCAUUGAAGAGAAGCAGGUCGCGCAGCAAGAGAGCGAGCGAACCAAGUUCAUCGUCGCGCGCACAGAACAGGAGAAGAAGGCGGCUGUUGUGCGCGCGGAGGGAGAGGCUGAAGCCGCGACGCUGAUCUCCGAGGCCAUCAAGCAGCACGGCACGGGCCUGAUUGAAGUGCGUCGCCUCGACGCAGCGAAGGAAAUCGCAGACACCAUGGCGAAGAGCCGCAACGUCAUGUACCUGCCCUCCGGCGUCAACAUGCUUCUCUCCCAGCAGUAG